AGGGCCAUAUGUGUUAUUUUCCGCUGGGCUGAGAUUCAAACCCCGCGCCCAAAAGCAGAGGAAAGAGAAGUGGAAUUGUGGAGGGAACCAAAACUUCAAACUCUUCUCAAUUCACUGGUGAGAAUUCGAGAUUUCGACUCAUCUCUUCACUUCCUCUCGAUGGAAUCCUCUGCAAUUACUCUCAUCAUGGUUAAAGGCCCUCGCGAGGGUGAAACCCUAGAUUUUCCACCCGGAACGACAAUUCGGAUCGGUCGCACUGUUCGGGGUAAUUCCGUUGCCAUCAAAGACGCUGGCAUCUCCACCAAGCACUUCUCUAUCGAAUCCGAGUCCGUAUCAGGCAAGUGGAUGCUUCGGGACCUCGAUUCUUCAAAUGGCACAUUCGUUAACGAUACCAAGCUUCCUCCACACGAUGCCUUCGAUUUAAGCGACGGCGACAUCAUUAAAUGCGGCGAGUUGACUUCGAUUUUGGUUAGAAUAAACAGUAAUGAAGAGUGUCCGUCGAGGCGAAACCCUAGACGGAAAGCUGCGGACAAGUGUACAAGUUCCGAUGCCGUGGUAUCAGUUGCAGGGACUCGGGGUCGAAGAGGAAAGGUUGUGGAAGAGGUAGUUGGGGGAUGUAAUGACACGAUGAUAGAGAGUGGAAGAUGUUUAAGGUCCAGAAAGGGCAGGGGUGUGAAAGGUGAAAUUGCUAAUCAAGUACCAGAUUGCAAGAAGAUUGAGGACAAUUUAGAUGUGGGAAGAGGGUCAGAGAAUGUGAACAAUGUGGUAAACGAACCCGGCCCAAAAAUUACUGCAAGAAGUACCAGGAGAACGAAGAACACUGUGUGUGUGGCCACAGAUUCAGUUCUUGGGAAUGUCCCCGAAAAUUCAUGUGUGGGUGAUGAAGUAAAGGCUGGGGCAAAGAAGACGAGAGCGGGAACUAGGGGAAGAAAGAAAUUGCAAAAUGAGCCACCACCGGAUUGUAAUACAGUUAUCAAACUGGAACAUAGUGAAAACGUCGAGCAGAAGAGCUUAGGAGAAAAUAAACUGGUUGACGAUGGAGAAGGUGAGAAGAAUGCUAAUGUUGAAGAAAGAGGUAGUGGGUCUAGCCCUCAAGAGGUUUGUGAUCGAGAUGAAAACCAAGAUGUGUGUAUUAUUUCAGAAGGUUGCGAAGAGGUUGCUGAUGGGAUAGCUUCACAUGAUGAGGGCUUUCUUUGUAAGGCCGAGAAGGUGCCAGAUUUGAAGAAGAUGACACUUGGGGAGUGGUUUGAUUAUUUGGAGACCCAUUUGCCUAGACAAAUUAUUGAUGCAACUGAAGAGAUAAUUUCUGGUAUGAGAAUUAAAUCUAAACAAGUACGGGAGUAUGUUGCUCAGCAGAAGAUUGAGAAUUGCCAGGGAGGUUAGUGGAAGGAAAACACUGGCGUACGAGGUAACCCUUUUGCUACCUUAUUUGAUUUAAAAUUGUGUACAGAUCCUUGUUUGUUCAACACACCUUUCUGAUCUUUUAAUAUAUCAUUCAUGAUGUCCCGCGUUUACUUUCACUUGUCAGUCAAUCUAUAUGACAUAAGACUCUGUGUGACUUUAGCAUAUUGCUUUAGUUGGAUUAGGGAAUGUAACCUGAGUGAUUAUUUUUUUUUUUAAACGGACGAAAGUUUUCCUUCAUGGGAAUGAUGCAAAGGCACGGUGAUUUCAUCGCUUUGAAACUCUCCAUGCAGCCACAACAAGCAGUCUAAUUUAUGUAGAAACUACGAAGAAGCUUGGGCUUGUGUAUUAGAUGUUUGUUCAUUAAUCUGAAAAUGAUUUGGUGGUUUGAUUUCUCUCCCUGAAAGAUAAUUUGGUCCCCUGUUCAUAUAAACCACACUAUGAUGAAUGAUUUCUGUGUGUCCUUUUCCUUUGUAUGAUAUCUAGUUUAUAUUAAUCUAUAUUUUGGUGCUUCUGAUCUAAAGAAAAAAAUUAGAAAAAUAUUGAUAAUUUUGUCCAAAAUGAACUCAUAUAAGACUCGAGAACAAUGAAAAAGUCUCAAGAAUAUAUUUCAGACUCUUUGUUGAUUAGGGAAUGUUACAAAUCCAUUUUCCUAAUUCAAUUCAAAAAAUCGAUAAACCAUGUCCAACCUUGACCACCUAGCUUUAUCAACUAUCAGCUUCCUCAGCUUGUUUUUUCUCUCUUCCACAAAACGUUGGCUUAUGCCAUGGGCCUGAUUUCAAACUAAAUGUCAAGCUAAAUUUUUUGCCUUUCUCGCGCGACACUAAGAGGUGCUCUAGGCUUCUGCCCAUGUGCAUGGGUUCUGGGACUAGUUUGCAGAACAUCCCUUAGUCAACCUUUCUCACCAUAAUGUGGUUCGCUAGUGUGUGAUUAACCACUCUCCUCUACUCUCCUCUACUCUCCCAGGCCUCUCGUUGGACAUGACUCACAACGAUCUCUCGAAAGGCUCACACAACUAUUGUUGGACACAUAAGCAAACACAAACACACAAGUAACAAGGCCACAAAAGCCAACCUUUACAGGGAGCUCUUUCCCAAUCCCUAUAUACAAAUCUCCUAUACAUGAAUAGUGUUACAAUGCAUGUCACUCUUACAUGCACUCCCCAAGGCACCAACCCUAGGUAACAAGCCUAACACGGCCUCACACUAAACUUGGCUAAGCCUGUUGAUGACUUCACUCCAAUAACCAAUUGAAGUCCCUCAUCAAGGUAACCCUCAAUGAACCUCACACUUCCCAUAGGAACUUGACUACACAUCCCCUAGCUUAAGCCCUCUUUAUAUAGGAAACUCUCGACGAUGGAAUCCCUUAACUACAUGUUGACUAGGAUGACUCUCUUGAAUCACCAAUUGACCCAAAAGCUUAAGUUGAUGGGUGAAAGUAAAUUUAAUGUUAUAUCAUCUAACACUCCCCCUCGUGGCUUGAAAUAUGUAGAAGGCCCGACAAGUGGAAAUCAAUGUUAAUUAGGGAGGAAAGAACAUUGCAGAGAUUUUAACAUAUGACCUUCUACCCUGAUAUCAUUUUAAAUCAUUGGUUGACCCAGAAGCUUAAGUUGAUGGCUGAAGGCAAAUUUAAUGUCAUAACAUCUAAUAGAGUGUGAUGGAAGUGUGUGUUGGGAUCUCUCCUAUCCUUCCAUGUCCAUCUUCCACCACCUUGAAGUCCUUUUGGCUCUUUAUAUAGGCUUCAUCUCCUAACCAGUGUUUUGAAAGGUGCGGCUGGGCGUGCGCCUAGGUGCAAGGCGUAGUAGUGGCGCCUCGCCUUUUCGGUAGAAGGCGUGUGCCUUCCACGAAGUGCUGAGGCGCGCCUAUCAGUUUUUUGUUUUUUGUUUUUGUUUUUUUGUUUUUUAUUUUGCUUUUAAAAUUAAACAAUGCAAAUUUAUUUGCAUUUUAAUACACACACACACAUAUAAUUUUUUAGACCUAGUUUGGCAUCAUUAUACUACGUAUGAGUCCUAUGAUGGCUACAACAACAAAUCAACGUCUUAUUGGAAUUGGACGGCUUGCUUCUUCACGGUUUGUACGUCUUUUCUUCUUCUUCCUUCUUCAGCGAAUCAACUUCUUCUUCUUCACUAAAACACAAAACCAUCUUCUCCUCCCCUAAAAAAUACAGAGAACGUCUCUUCACCUUUCUUCUUCUUCAAACAAUAUUCAAAACGUCUCCUUCUUGAAUCAUUAUUCAUUCACAAUUUCUUCAAAAAAAAAAAAAAAAAAA
This is a messenger RNA of Benincasa hispida (wax gourd), 3669 nucleotides long. The record is from RefSeq and is a predicted model, not a curated record. Lineage: Eukaryota; Viridiplantae; Streptophyta; Magnoliopsida; Cucurbitales; Cucurbitaceae.